Messenger RNA from Drosophila miranda, 1645 nucleotides. It is a transcript of the gene Ids, whose product is annotated as iduronate 2-sulfatase. Gene Ontology annotation, molecular function: iduronate-2-sulfatase activity. Lineage: Eukaryota; Metazoa; Arthropoda; Insecta; Diptera; Drosophilidae. Bases 18 to 1619 code for a protein of 533 amino acids. The transcript is spliced from 4 exons. The record is from RefSeq and is a predicted model, not a curated record.
UCUUCAUUGCCGUAGAGAUGUCCAGUGUUUUGAUACUGCUCUCGACUCUGCUGCUGGCGCUGCACUUGUCCGACCUCGUCUCAGCUUCAUCCGCAGUCCCAUCCACAGGCCCAACCACAGCUCCUGCUGCUGCACGACACGAUGUGGUGAUGGUAAUCUUUGAUGAUCUGCGUCCAGUUCUGGGGGCCUAUGGCGAUCCCCUGGCCAGCACACCGCACCUGGAUGCCUUUGCCCAGGGCGGACAUGUCUUCACGCGGGCCUACAGUCAGCAAGCUCUGUGCGCGCCCAGUCGGAACUCCCUGCUCACUGGCCGCCGUCCGGACACCCUGCAUCUGUAUGAUUUCUACAGCUAUUGGCGCACAUUUGUGGGUAACUUUACCACGCUGCCGCAGUACUUCAAGCAGCAUGGGUACUACACCUACAGCUGCGGCAAGGUCUUCCAUCCGGGUCUGUCCUCGAACAACAGCGACGACUAUCCAUUGAGCUGGUCCGCGCCAGCGUUCCGUCCACGCACCGAGCAGUACAUGAACUCGCCCGUCUGUCCCGAUCGCGAGGGUGUGCUCCGCAAGAAUCUCAUCUGUCCGGUGCACCUCCAGACGCAGCCCUACAAGACCCUUCCGGAUAUUGAGUCUGUGACGGAGGCACUGCGCUUUGUGGAGUCGCGAAAGAGCAGCAGUAGUCCCUUCUUUCUGGCCCUCGGCUUUCACAAGCCGCACAUCAACUUCCGCUUCCCGCGGCAGUUCCUCGCUCGGUUUCCACUCCAGCAAUUCUUCAAUUACACGGAGGACAGCCUCAAGCCGCCGGACAUGCCCGCCGUGGCCUGGAAUCCCUACACAGACGUCAGAGCUAGGGAUGACUUCAAGCACUUGAACAUCUCCUUUCCCUAUGGACCCAUAUCCAGGCAUCAGGCGGCGCAGAUCCGUCAGGCCUAUUACGCCUCGGUGGCCUAUGUGGAUGAUCUGUUCGGGAAGCUGCUGGCCGGAUUGGAUCUACAGCGGACGGUGGUGGUGGUGCUGGGCGAUCACGGCUGGUCGCUGGGGGAGCACGCCGAGUGGGCAAAAUACAGCAACUUCGAGGUGGCCCUGCGGGUGCCAUUGAUCAUCCGUUCGCCGGAGUUUCCGGUGACCCAAGCCAAGGCCCAUAGAGGCAUAACGGAGUUACUGGAUGUCUUUCCCACUCUGGUGGAUCUGGCAGGGCUGCCAUCGCUACCCGUUUGCAGGCAUCCCACCGAUGUGACCUGCGGCGAGGGCAAGAGCUUGUACCCACAGCUUCAGGGCUCGGGGUUGGAUUUGGUGAAUGAUCAUGUGGCCCUGAGCCAGUAUCCCCGUCCUGGCAUGCUGCCCACCAAGCAUCCAAAUAGCGACAAACCCAAGCUGAGGAACAUCAAGAUCAUGGGCUACAGCCUGCGCACGGAUAUCUACAGGUAUACGCUGUGGGUGCGUUUCCACGCACAGAAUUUCAGUCGUGAUUGGCAUGAUAUCUAUGGCGAGGAGCUGUAUGAUCAUCGUGUGGAUGCGGGAGAGGAGCUGAAUCUGGUUCCAAUGCCCGAAUUCGAUGAUGUGCGACAGCGUCUACGGCGGCGUUUGAUGGAGGCAGUGGAUCUGUCUCGCUUCUCAUAAUUUUGAAUAAAUUUAUAAGCCAUAAA